Messenger RNA from Neurospora tetraspora, 1052 nucleotides. RefSeq lists its product as uncharacterized. The record is from RefSeq and is a predicted model, not a curated record. NCBI's taxonomy places the organism in Eukaryota, Fungi, Ascomycota, Sordariomycetes, Sordariales, Sordariaceae. The transcript has 2 exons. Bases 112 to 804 code for a protein of 230 amino acids.
CUAAAAGUGGUAGUCCGCAAAGAAAUCUGACUGACGCUAUAUUUUUAGCAGGACUUUGGGCCGUCUGCCGAGCUUGACUACGGUCUCGACAUCCCCCCAACCACAGCCGACAUGCGCGUUAAAAAGCCAUAUCGCGGUCCGCUCUCCGCACACACUUUCCCAUUUCUUAGUCUUUUCUCUCCGCCUGUCCCGAUCUCCCCGUCACGAACGCCGUUACCAUCACGGCUAUCUCAUAUUACACGAGCUACCGGUUUUGAGUUACCCUACCUCACCUCACAUCAAGACCGCCGGCUGCUACCGUUACCCGGUUUCCAAUUUUCACUCAUCUUCUCAAUCUCCUCCGCCUCCUUCGGCUUCUUCCCGUUCACCACUGGCGAGGUAGCUUGCGGCAGCACUGAGAAAAAGAGCAAUACCCCUACCUUCCCGCCACUCUUGCCAUCCAUCACUCGUCAACGAUUACACCUUCGACAAGAACUGUUGUCGUUAGGGGCAGGAAAGACGAGGCAUAGGAUCAAAACAAAAACAUGGGUACUUGCUUUCGGCGCUAGAUCUGCCUCAUCGCAGUUUACAGCCUAUCAGCAAGUUAGAGCACCCAGAUUACUGCUCUCACCAUUGUUGUCGCUCUCAUUCGAUCUACAUCCACUUGCGCAAGUUGCCCUGCCGCAAGGCGCUGUGUUCGUGCUUCCGAUCCUGUCGGCAUCGCUAGCCGUGCAACGCCAAGUGUUGGCAGUACGACCAGAGAGUUGUGGGAGCUACCGUAGCCCCGUCCUACAAGCGCACUUGUGUCUCGCAUGGGAAACCUGAACGCUGCAUCAAAGUACACAGCGUUCAGGUUGCGAGAAGCUGCGAGCAUUGGCAGCCAGAUAGGCCUGGUGCGCGAAGACUGAAUGUCAGCCAGUCAGCCAGCCAGUCUGAGCAAGCAAAGCAGCGUGAAGCACCUGGUCAGGCAAGGCAGGAGCUUUGUACCGUCGAGGUGCACGACAGGCAGACACCUCAAGUCCGGGGUGGUUGGCUUCUCGGCAAUCUAGCCAAAGCAAGACGCUCUACAGUCA